CAAAAGGAUACCAAUAUACCAAUAUAUGACAGCAAAAGAAUACCAAGAUACCAACAUACAACAGCAAAAGGAUACCAAGAUACUAACAUACGACAGCAAAAGGAUACCAAGAUACCAACACCAACAUAUGACAGCAAAAGGAUACCAAGAUACCAACAUAUGACAGCAAAAGAAUACCAACAUACUAACAUACGACAGCAAAAGGAUACCAAGAUACCAACAUAUGACAGCAAAAGGAUACCAAGAUACCAACAUAUGACAGCAAAAGGAUACCAAAAUACCAACAUACAACAGUAA
Cetraspora pellucida is the source of this 297-nucleotide messenger RNA. The record is from the annotation of a GenBank genome assembly. NCBI's taxonomy places the organism in Eukaryota, Fungi, Glomeromycota, Glomeromycetes, Diversisporales, Gigasporaceae.